Molecule: messenger RNA, 768 nt
Organism: Westerdykella ornata
Lineage: Eukaryota; Fungi; Ascomycota; Dothideomycetes; Pleosporales; Sporormiaceae
Product: NADH-quinone oxidoreductase
Exons: 2
Coding region: 115-573 (152 amino acids)
Biological process (GO): mitochondrial electron transport, NADH to ubiquinone; mitochondrial respiratory chain complex I assembly
Cellular component (GO): membrane
Molecular function (GO): 4 iron, 4 sulfur cluster binding; NADH dehydrogenase activity
Source: RefSeq, a predicted model, not a curated record
GGAGAAUAAGAGCGCAUUGGAUAAGGCGGGGGAAUACUUCUUGCUGCUGGAGAUGUUCCGGGGCAUGUAUGUGUUGCUGGAGCAGUUUUUCCGGCCACCGUGAGUAUCGCCACCAUGAGGACUUCUAUUCCUCAAGAAAUAAAAAUGCAGAGUGGGGUUUUGACGGGCGGAAAAAGGUACACCAUCUACUAUCCUUUCGAGAAGGGUCCCAUUUCUCCCCGGUUCCGUGGCGAGCAUGCGCUGCGGCGGUAUCCCACAGGAGAGGAGCGCUGCAUUGCUUGCAAGCUUUGCGAAGCCAUUUGCCCGGCCCAGGCUAUCACGAUUGAGGCAGAAGAGCGUGAAGAUGGCAGCAGGAGAACUACUCGCUACGAUAUCGACAUGACCAAGUGUAUCUACUGCGGUCUUUGCCAGGAGAGCUGUCCCGUUGAUGCAAUCGUUGAAAGUGCCAAUGCGGAGUAUGCUACGGAAACCAGAGAAGAGCUUCUGUACAACAAGGAGAAACUCCUCGCAAAUGGGGACAAGUGGGAGCCAGAGAUUGCGGCUGCAGCUCGUGCAGAUGCGCCUUACAGAUGAGAGAUGCCUACAAGGGCUUGAACGUGUAAAUAUUAGCAGCGAAGUCGGAUGUAGCAACAAAUCAUGAUCCCUAUUGUGCGAGGAUGCGCAGAUUCUUGUCAACGCACGGUCUAGACUUGUAACUAAACACGUUACAUUCACAUGGGAAAGAUCCACACAGCUAAUGACGCAAUCGUGUUAUGAGGGAUGGGCGGU